AUAAUCCUCUGGUCUGCCCAUCAGCCUCCUGUUAAGGUGAUAUGUAGGGCUUGCCUUCUGAAACCCUGCCAGUAUUUUCCUUUGGAUUUUUACAGUUCAUAUCAAACACCAUAACACUUAAAGGAAUAAUAUUUCUGGUGCAGCAUGUGGUCUUGUGUAGAAUCAACCAAAGGGAACUAACUCAUUGUCAUCAUAAAUACUGAGGCCUUAAUAUAAAUCAGGUGCAAUUAAUAUUUUAAGACCUUUUUGGAUUUGGAACUAUCACCAAAGCCUCAGAGAUUUCUGGGGAUUAUGCUAAUUUAGCUGUUUUUGAUCAAAUUCAAGCCAAAAUGGAUGACCCUUACCAAAACAAUGUAAACCAGCAGGGAGAAACGUAUCCCACAUAUGGAGGUGGAGAGUACACUUACCCCUAUCAGACAGACUACCCUCCUCAGGAGGAGGAAGAUGCUGCUAGUGAUGUCACCGAGGGGCAUGAUGACGAUGAACAGAUGUACGAGGGCGAGUACCAGGGCAUCCCUCAUCCGGACGAGAUCAAGGAGGCACGGAGAGCUGCCCGGAGGGAGGCCCGCAUGAAGGCCAGGAUGGCAGCUGAGGUGGAGGAGGAAACGUUGCCUGAUCAGUACGAGUCCAUCAUGGAAGACUGCGGUCACGGCCGCUUCCAGUGGACCCUCUUCACGGUGCUGGGUCUGUCCCUGAUGGCUGAUGGGGUGGAGUGCUUCGUAGUGAGUUUCGCCCUGCCCAGCGCUGAGAAGGACAUGUGCCUGUCAAAUGCUGACAAGGGCAUGCUGGGUUUAAUAGUGUAUGUGGGGAUGAUGAUCGGCGCUGUCCUGUGGGGCGGUCUGGCUGAUAAACUGGGCAGACGACAGUGUUUGCUCUACGCACUGGCCAUCAACUGCAUCUUCUCCUUCCUGUCCUGUUUCGCACAGAGCUACGGCUUCUUCAUCUUCUUCAGACUCUGUUCAGGAAUCGGGAUCGGUGGCUCAAUCCCUGUUGUGUACACAUACUACGCUGAGUUCCUGCAGAUGGAUAAGAGAGGAGAACAUCUCAGCUGGCUGUGUUUGUUCUGGAUGCUCGGGGGACUGUACGCUUCCUUCACCGCAUGGGGAAUCAUCCCACAUUACGGCUGGGGUUUCAGUAUGGGGACAGAGUUCCAGUUCCACAGUUGGAGGGUGUUUGUGCUGGUUUGUUUCCUUCCCUCUGUGGCUGCUCUCGCUGGACUGGUGUUCAUGCCAGAAAGUCCCCGUUUCCUCCUGGAGACUGCAAGACACGAUGAGGCCUGGAUGAUCCUGAAGCAGGUCCAUGACACCAACUGGAGAGCGAAAGGAGAGCCAGAGAGAGUGUUUCAAUUUUCACAGAUCAAAAUGCCUCAAGCACAGGACGACGAGUUCAUAGAGAUUCAGAGUGAAACUGGCACUGCCUUCCAAAGAUUCAUGGUCAGACAUAUGACCCUGGUUAAACAGGUCAUGAAGAACCUGAUGUCACUCGCCGCACCUGAUCUCAGACUCCAUGGGUUGUUCAUUGCCAUUGUGUGGUUUACGAUGGGCUUCAGCUAUUUUGGCCUGGGAGCGUGGUUUCCUGACCAGAUCAAGUACCUUCAGUUUGAGGAGUACGAGUCCAACGUCAAGACCUUUCAUCGUGAGAAAGUGGAACACUUUCAUUUCAACUUCACUCUGCAAAAUCAGGUCCACAAGGAGGGGGAGUAUAUCCAUGACCGGUUUAUGGACAUAGAAAUGAGAAACGUGAAGUUUGAGGAAUCACUCUUUGAGAACUGUUAUUUUGAGGACAUCAGAUCAACAGACACCUUCUUUGAGAACUGCACCGUUAAAAACACAGUCUUCUACAAUACCGACCUGUGGGAAGAUUCCAAGUUCAUUGACUGUAAGCUGGAAAAUACAACAUUUCUGCACCCCAAAAAAGGCUGUCAUCUAAAUUUCCAAGAGGAAAAUGACAUCCUGAUCUAUCUAGUCUGCUUCCUGGGGAGUUUGUCUGUAAUACCGGGCAACAUCAUAGCAGGUCUAUUAAUGGAUAAAAUAGGACGAUUAAAAAUUAUAGGGGGAUCCAUGUUAGGCUCUGCUGGCUGCACGUUCUUCCUGCUCCUGUGCUUCAGUCAGUGGGCUGUCGUCUUCUUCCAGUGCCUGUUCUUCGCAGCCAGUGCUGCAGCUUGGAACGGCAUUGAGGUCGUCACAGUGGAGCUCUAUCCAACCUCGAAAAGAGCCACAGCCUUCGGUGUGCUGAAUGGCACGUGUAAACUGGCAGCUAUCAUCAGCUCUUUCAUCUUUGGAAAGGUAAUCGGCAUCACUAAGAUCAUUCCCAUCAUCCUGUCCUUCUCAGCGCUAGUGUGCGGAGGACUGCUAGCAUUUAAGUUACCUGAGACAAGAGAGGUCAUUCUUCAGUGAAAAAGCCAAACUCCUCAAGGCCUCUGCGUUUGGUCCAGCUGGACACUGGAUGACCGCAUGCUGGACUGCAAAAGGGCUGAAUCAUGUAAAGCUGAUAUGGUGUCAUGCUAGAACCACUGUACCGUAGCAUUACAGUCAUAGCUCAUAUAUGUGACCCUGGACCACAAAACCAGUCUUAAGUCGCUGGGGGUGUAUUUGUAGCAAAAGCCAAAAAUACAUUGUAUGGGUCAAAUUUAUUGAUUUUC
Molecule: messenger RNA, 2641 nt
Organism: Cyprinus carpio (common carp)
Lineage: Eukaryota; Metazoa; Chordata; Actinopteri; Cypriniformes; Cyprinidae
Product: synaptic vesicle glycoprotein 2B-like
Biological process (GO): transmembrane transport; chemical synaptic transmission
Cellular component (GO): membrane
Molecular function (GO): transmembrane transporter activity
Source: RefSeq, a predicted model, not a curated record